AUGAAGCUGGUGAUAGUCUUCCUGCUGGUGACCAACAGCAUUUGUAGUUACUCUGCCACAGCCAUCCUUAACAACAACGUGCCCCUUCCUGUCGACAAGGUGCUUCCUCUGCCUCUGGACAGUCCUCUUUCCUUCCUGGAUCCGUUAAAAAUGCUUCUGAAAAUGCUGGGCAUUUCUGUGGAGCACCUCGUGGAAGGGCUGAGGAAGUGUGUGAAUGAGUUGGGGCCUGCGGCUUCCAAAUGUGUGAAGAAGCUGCUGGAGGCCCUAUCACACUUGGUGUGA
This is a messenger RNA of Carlito syrichta (Philippine tarsier), 282 nucleotides long. RefSeq names its product secretoglobin family 3A member 2 (gene SCGB3A2). The transcript is spliced from 3 exons. Lineage: Eukaryota; Metazoa; Chordata; Mammalia; Primates; Tarsiidae. The record is from RefSeq and is a predicted model, not a curated record. Bases 1 to 282 code for a protein of 93 amino acids.